This is a messenger RNA of Annulohypoxylon truncatum, 1002 nucleotides long. Its product is annotated as glycoside hydrolase family 61 protein. The record is from RefSeq and is a predicted model, not a curated record. The transcript is spliced from 5 exons. The coding region runs from base 161 to 865 and encodes 234 amino acids. Lineage: Eukaryota; Fungi; Ascomycota; Sordariomycetes; Xylariales; Hypoxylaceae.
ACGUCCUGCAUGUAAUGAUACCUGGUGACCAGUAUCCUUGGCAUACAUUGAGAUAUUAUUUGAUCUUGGUCAAGUUCUAUAUAGUCUCCCGAACUUGUCUCACUUUUCGUGGAUUCGAGUAGGAACAACAUCGUUCAUCAAAUCCAUAAACGUUUACAGAAUGAGGACUAUCGCCGCCGCACUUGCGUUAGCAGCUACAGCUGCUAGCCACGCUACAUUCCAAGAAUUGUGGGUUGGUUCGGAAGACGAGGUGUCGACCUGCGCUAGACUCCCCGCCAACAAUAACCCGGUAACUAACGUGGCGUCAAAUGAUAUUCGUUGCAAUGUCGGUGGUACUACAGCUGCGGGCGCCAAAUGCAGUGUAGCUGCUGGCGAAUCUGUCACGGUGGAGAUGCAUCAACAGCCCGGCGACAGAGACUGCACGAAGGAAGCACUCGGUGGCAACCACUUCGGUCCCGUUAUGGUAUACAUGAGCAAAGUCGACGACGCCUCCUCGGCCGACGGAUCGUCAUCGUGGUUCAAGAUCUUCGAGGACGGCUACGACUCCGCCACCAAGACCUGGGGCAACGACAAGUUGAACAAGAACUGCGGCAAACAAGAAGUGACGAUUCCUGCCGACAUUGCUCCCGGAGACUACCUUCUACGUGCGGAAACGAUCGCCCUACACACGGCGUCUCAGGCAAACGGUGCCCAGUUCUACAUGACUUGCUACCAACUCACGGUUACUGGUGGAGGAUCCGCGAACCCAACCGGUGUCAAAUUCCCGGGCGCAUACAGCGCCAGCGACCCUGGGAUCAAGGUUGACAUCUGGGGCAACAGCUUUACGGAGUACACGAUCCCUGGCCCGCCUGUCUACUCCGGCUGAAUUCCUCCGAUGAUGUUAUCUGGAGUGUUAGAAUAGGGGAAGAGAGGAGCUAGGCGGUUGAGAAUUGUAUGUAUCGCCAUAUCGACGUAGUGCACAUAGUUAUCUAUCCAAUGAUCUACAGUAGAUUUGGAAUAUUA